This is a messenger RNA of Paralichthys olivaceus (Japanese flounder), 2120 nucleotides long. The record is from RefSeq and is a predicted model, not a curated record. NCBI's taxonomy places the organism in Eukaryota, Metazoa, Chordata, Actinopteri, Pleuronectiformes, Paralichthyidae.
CGAGCAGCCGCUGUUUCCUUGUGUGUGUCAGAAGCUGCGAGAACCGAGAAGCUCCGGUUCACCGAGAAGCUCCGGUUCACCGAGCCGCGAGCCCGAGACCCUCCGGAUAUUUAUAUUCAUGCUCCCGGGACCUCUUUGUGUGUCUACGUCUAUCUACGUAACCCGGAAGCAGACGGACGAAGAGAAGCUGCCGUGAACACCCCCCACCUGAAGCUAGCUGUUAGCCGUUAGCCGUUAGCUCGUCGUUAGCCUCCGCACUCUCCGCCGCUCUCACGCCGCCUCUGAGGCGAUGAGCACGGACUUACUCUCUGAGCUGGACACCCGCUUCUUCGCUGAUAACCUCCUGACCAGCGAGGACUGGGAUGCCUGCCUGUACCAGUGUGAGAGCAUGGAGGAGGGGGAGGACGCCGACUUCCCCCGAGGGCUGAAAUACAACACGACGUUUGACAACGACCUCGUGCUCUCCCUCAAUCCUGACAACCCCACAUCACCAUGGCAACACAGUGACGACAACCUGCUCACAGGAGAAACAUCGGUAACAAAAAAUGAAAUGACGAUAACUCAGCCGCUACCAGUGGAAAUGUUGUUCCAGGUGAAAGCAGAGCCUCUCUCCCCGGCGUCUUCACUCUCCUCUGAUUGCUCCGCGUCCUCCCCGGACCCUCAGGUCACGGUUAAAGGUGAAAACCCUCCGACUCCUCCGUACAUGUACGGAGACGUGCUGUCUCCUCCGCUCGGAUCCAUGGAGGUGACCGUGGCCACGUCGGCCGUGCCCCCCCCACUACAGACACAGAAGUCGUUGACGGCCCAGAUCCCAGCGGCCAUCGGUGGGUUACAGACGCAGGCGACAGUGCUGCCGAGGUCCGCCACGUUAAAGACCAACAACAUCCUGAGCACAAAACCCCCCAUCCAGCCCCGACCCCUGUGUGUCGCCUCCCGCCCUGUCCCCCAGACCCCGGCACCGGCUAAGACCCUCAUACUACAGGGCCUCCCCCCCAUGGACCAGACCAGACCCGUCGUCCUGUCUCAGUCCGUCUGUCUCGGUUCAGCUCCGGCCAUCGUCAAGAUGGAGCCGGUCUCUCCCUCCAUCACCCAGCACUGCUCCAGUCCCACAGCCCCGCCCACCAGCAAACCCAUCGUCCCGGCAACCUCCACUUUACCUGGCAACAGCUCCGGGGACGUUGACAUGAAGGUGCUGAAGCGGCAGCAGAGGAUGAUAAAGAACCGGGAGUCUGCGUGCCAGUCGAGGAAGAAGAAGAAGGAGUACCUGCAGAGCCUGGAGGCUCAGCUGAGGGAGGCGCAGCAGGAGAACGAACGACUCCGCCGGGAGAACCAGGCACUGAGGGAGAGACUGGCUGGGAAAGAGGGCAGCGACUCAGCGAGUAACAAACGAGCCGUUUGUGUCAUGGCCGUUCUGCUCUUCAUGACCUUCAGCUUUGGUCCCGUCAGCAUCACGGACAGGAAGCUGUCGACGGGCCCACAGGACAGUGUGGUGUGGUAUACAGGACGACAGCUGCUGGAGAUCGGGCAACAGCGACCGCUGCCGCAGCAGCGGCAGGUGAAGGCGGCGGCUCAGUCUCCGAGCAGAGUGGAGGACAAGACAGAGACGGAGGAGGACGGAGCGGAGGCGGACAGAUUCGCUGCAGAGUCGUAUCAUUUCAGGAACCUGAGCGACGUCUUCAGCGACAUGAAGGACCUGGUUCUUCAGGACAUCGAUCGUUACUUCACGUCCUCAGACUGUCGACAGUUCAAUCGCUCCGAGUCCCUGAGGUUGGCGGACGAGCUGAGAGGUUGGGUUCAUCGACAUCAGAUCGACAGGAAGAAGUCUGGAGGGAAACCAAAGAUUGCUAAGAAGGCUAAGAUCGCCCAGAAAGCUCAGCUGAGGAAGACAAACUUCUCCAGAUAUCUGCCGAUUCAGACCCAUCGCUCCCUCGAGAGUCAGCUGCAGGUGCUUCCUGGUCCUGAGGUCACGUACAACGACUUCCUGGACGCCAUCGACCGCAGAGAGGACACUUUCUACGUCGUCUCGUUCCGACGGGACCACCUGCUGUUACCGGCCAUCAGCCACAAUAAAACCAGCCGACCCAAAAUGUCUCUGGUGAUGCCGGCCAUGUCCGUUAACG